GUUCGUCUCAUGGACGAGAGAAUUUCAAUGGGUUUGGUUGGCAACACUGAUGCCGCGUGCAGCCAGUCUUCUCGCGGCCACGAUCACGGAGGGAACCGGCUAAAAGCCGUGCAAGUGAAACAGUUUGGUGAUCGUGAUAUCGGCAAAUCGUGAAUCGGAGCUCCCAUGGCACGUGAGAUUUCUCGUCACUGGCAGGCAUCCACAGGCGAAAUGAAGUCGGAGGAAAUGCCUUUGUGCAGCGGCCAGCAACAGGAUUUCGAGGAGACGGAUCUAUCGAGAAAGGAGGACACGUUGCAAGGAUGGGCGGGGAAGAGCGUUUGGUCCAUGGUGUGCGCCAUGGAAUUAGGCUUGAUAUCGAGUGUCUCGCAGAACAACGUCUUGCACGACACGAUGCCCGACGAACGAUCGUACGUCAACGUGGCCGGCGUCGCAGUUCCCAAGUCCACGUUGCCCUUGAUAAAUAACAGCUCGGUCAGCGCCGCGAGCAAGUCGUCGAGGAUCCGUUUGAAAUCGCGCAGAAGAAAGAAGAAACGGAGCUCGAAAUGCGCGUCCAGAUCCAAGAGCGAAUCCCCGUUCAUCCGAGGUAAAGAGGUGAAGGAGAACUUUUGCAAGACUAGACGAAGCUACGACUCAACGACCAUGGACAACGACUUGAACACCGUCGACAAGUUUUGGAGAUACCAGAAGAGAAGGCACGAGGGCACGAAAAACGCGGAGCAGUUCCCUUGCAGCGAAACUCGGAACGACGAUCCAUCCGUGUCAGCCGGUUAUCGCGAUUCACUCGCGGCGAAACGCGACGAUAACGAUAAUUUGCCGAAUCAAUCGAAUCACACGGCAAACAUCCUCCCAACGCGAGUAAACAUUCCGCAGACUGGCACCUCCAGUCGAGAGGUGAAGUCAUCUUGCAGAAACGACGCGGGUAACAUCGCCUCGCGCGGUUACGAUCGCUCGGCGGGAAACGAUCGUUGGACGAGGAGAACCGAUUUCAAAACGUCGUCGAAGCCUGUUAACGUGCGGCAGAAACGGAUGGUCGAUCGCGACGAGGACAAACGAUUACGUUAUUCGAGGGAGGAUCGCAACGAUGACCACCAGGGUAACGUAUCGGUCGAGCCGGAGUCUGAAGAGUCGUCGAAGGAACAAUCGGAGAACGAAGAAGACCUCGCUCUCGAUGAGUUGGCCAGCCUCGACGAAGCUGAAUCCUCGAACUUUGGCGCGGCACGUUCGUCGAAUUCUGGCGACGCGCGGUCGUCGAGCUUUCGCGAAGCUCGGCCGUCGAGCUUCGGGGGAUCGACGUUGUUGAACUUCGACGAAGCCAGAUCGUCGAGUUUUAACGAACCGCCGUCGCCGAAUCUUGACGAGAGCGCGUCUUCGAGUUUUAGCGAGAUGCAGUCGUCGAAUCUCGACGAGACUGCGUCUACGAAUUUCGGCGAGGCGCGGUCGUUGAGUUUCGGGAGGGAAGGCGUAUCGUUGAGUUUCGGGAGGGAGGGCGUAUCGUUGAGUUUCGGGAGGGAGGGCGUAUCGUUGAGCUUCGACGACGGUAGAUCGUCGAAUUUUAGCGAGCUGCGAUCUUCGAAUCGCGAAGACGAGACUACGUCUUCCAACUUUGGCGAUGGGAAAUUGCCGAAUUUUGGGGAAGCUGCGUUGUUGAGUUUCGACGAGGGUGGAUCGUCGAAUUUCGACGAGCGACCAUCGAAUUUUGUCGAGACUCAAUCGACGAAUUUCGACGGAGCUCCGUCGGCGAGUUCCAACGGGGAGCAACCGUCGAAGCUCGACAUCGACGAGCUUUCCGCGAGCAAAAAAGUCUCCUCGAACGAAGAGAGUGAAGACGAACACUCGAUCGCGAAGAAGAGCAAGAUGUCCUCCGACGAGAACACGACGACCGCCAAGCCGAUGAGGAAAGUCGUGAAGGCCCCCCAGAAGAAAGGAUCCAGGUGGAGCGACGGAUGUUACGAGCUCAGGAGGGUUACGCGAGGAUCGAUGAAAGUCAGCAAGGAUCUGUUCGUUGGCAAAUUGGUGUGGGGCUAUUAUUCCGGAUGGUGGCCAGCGUUAAUUGUCGAUGCCGACCACGUAGGAAUGUUGCCGGAAACGGAGAAAUUAUGGGUGUACUGGAUUGGCGAAGCUCGUAUAUCAUCGUUGAAUGAGAAGACGCAAAUCGAACCGUUCUCGUCAAACCUCGAGAGCAGACUAACGAAGAACUUAAGCGAAGCGCGAGUACGCGCCAUUGACGCAGCUAUGCAGAUGUUACGCGGCGCGUUGGGCUGCACUUUGACCAAACCUUACUUCACGUGGAUCGAGAACAAUUUUCCAACUAUGAUCGAAAUGAUGGACGAGCUUAAGUUCUAUCCGUAUCCAAACAAUAUACAACGGAGACUCGACACUCUUAGGCAGAAAAAUGCCAAAAUUACAGAGAAAUAUCUGCUAGACCAAAAACGGGAAAGUCAAGGGAAAAAGGUGGUUGAGAAGCCGAAAGAGGUGCCACAACGAAAUAACGUAGAUUUAACGCGUUUGCCGUUGCAAGAACAGAAUCCGGGGAUUAUAGCGUGGGCUAAAAUCGCCGGACACAAUUGGUGGCCAGCAAUGAUUAUCGAUUAUCGCGACUGUUGCAUGCGAGAACCGAGCUUUGGAUGCCAAUGGAUUAUGUGGUACGGUGACUACCAACUUUCAGAGGUUCAUCAUCAGUUGUUUAUGAAAUUCGACAAAGGAAUUGAAAAAAUGCGCGACUACAUAAAUAAUACGAAGAAGCAUUUGUAUAUGGUCGGAGUUCUUCAAGCGUCCAAAGAUUAUUGCUCCCGUAUAGGUCUCGAAACCAAGAAUUGGACACUAGACGAUGCGCUCAAAUAUUUUUCAAAAGCGAAAAGCUCCCAAGCAUCGUCGUGUGAUACUACGAAAAAGAAGGAUUCCGUCAAAAUAUACGAUAAAUAUUCAGCUUGCAUAGCUGAGAAAUUGAUCGAGUUGAAGAAGAAUACAGAUGUUGAUGAUGAACGGACGGAUGUCAUAAAGAACAGUGAUGAUUUACGUUCAGCGAUGAACGGAAACGUCACUUUCAAAUCGUUAUGUCUAAGGUGUUUGAAAGUUCCUAAGGGUAAAAUGGACAUUCAUCCAUUCUUCGAGGGAUCUCUAUGCAGAGAAUGUUCGGAUCACUAUAAACCCUGUAUGUUUCUCUUCGGCAAUGAUUCGAAAUGCUUUUACUGCACGGUGUGUGCAGCCUCUGGAACGAUGAUCAUAUGUGAUAAAGAAGAUUGUCCAAGAGUCUAUUGUACUGCUUGCAUGAAACAUCUGUUAUGCCCAACGACGUACGAGCAAGUUCUUCGAGAAGAUCCUUGGGAGUGCUUCCUCUGCGCAAAAUCUCAAUCGUUCACCGAUUCGUUUGUCAAGCCUCGAACAAAUUGGAAAGCGAAGAUAAUCAGCAUGUUCCGUACAAAUUUCAAAUCGAACGUGCAACAGCUAGUGAAACGUAAUCACGAGAAGAAAAAAAUACGUGUGCUAUCGUUGUUCGAUGGCCUUAGUACAGGCUUACUGGUGCUCCUCAAGUUAGGUAUAGCCGUGGACAAGUAUUACGCGAGCGAAAUCGACCCGGACGCGUUAAUGGUGAGUGCUACACAUUUUGGCGAUCGAGUUAUUCAUUUGGGCAACGUGAAGGGCAUCACGAAGGAAAAGAUCAAGGAAAUAGCUCCUAUCGAUUUAUUGAUCGGUGGAUCACCCUGCAAUGACCUGAGUUUGGCUAACCCAGCGCGACUUGGUCUCCAUGAUCCAAAAGGAACUGGUGUUCUUUUCUUCGAGUAUAGUCGAAUCCUGGAUCUAGUAAAGAAAAUCAAUAAUAAACACCAUUUAUUUUGGUUCUAUGAAAACGUCGCUUCGAUGCCGACUGAAUAUAGAUUAGAAAUUAACAAACAUUUAGGACAAGAACCUGAUACGAUAGACUCGGCUGAUUUUUCCCCUCAACAUAGAUUGAGGCUAUACUGGCAUAAUUUACCGCUAGAACCACACUCGUUGCCAAAUCAAGAACAGCAAGACGUACAGGAUAUACUUACGCCGCAUUGUCAACGUUACUCGCUUGUUAAGAAAAUUCGUACUGUUACUACGAAAGUAAACUCGCUAAAGCAAGGUAAAUUGGCUUUAAAACCAAUUCUUAUGAAAGACGAAACUGAUUCUUUGUGGAUAACUGAACUCGAAGAAAUAUUCGGAUUUCCGCGCCAUUAUACAGACGUGAAGAAUUUAUCAGCAACAAAAAGGCAAAAAUUAAUAGGGAAAUCUUGGAGCGUCCAAACUUUAACUGCCAUUUUUAGGUCUCUCUGUCCCUUUUUUGAGUGCAAUACGACUGAAACGAAUCGACCAUAGUAUAUUAAGAAAAGUCAAAAGUAUUUAAACAUAGCAUGUGUUUAUAAAUAGCAAAAAUGAAACAAUGAAAUGUAAACUGUAUCUCGCUUUAUUUAGUCCACGAGGAGGAUACAGCGAGUAUGUUUUAAUGAAUUCCAUCAAAUCUAUUUCCAUUUACUUUUAAUUUUAUUACAAUGAAGACAAAACAAAUACUUCACAGUAUUUUUUACCAUUUUUAUUUUUUCUAUUAAAAUUACAUCGCAUAUGC
Frieseomelitta varia is the source of this 4585-nucleotide messenger RNA. RefSeq lists its product as uncharacterized. The coding region runs from base 166 to 4338 and encodes 1390 amino acids. The transcript has 20 exons. NCBI's taxonomy places the organism in Eukaryota, Metazoa, Arthropoda, Insecta, Hymenoptera, Apidae. Gene Ontology annotation, cellular component: nucleus. Gene Ontology annotation, molecular function: methyltransferase activity. The record is from RefSeq and is a predicted model, not a curated record.